AUGAACUUACCGGUCCCAGGGACGUUACGAGAAGCAUUUUCACCGACGUCCGUGAUGAACGUGAUCUUCGGCCUCGAUGUUUUCUACUAUCCCAAGGACAAACCCCGACCAUUGUUAUCAGUGAUCUGGGCUCUACUGAUUCUGUCACUGGACGUGAUACUGAUGAAAAUGUCUAAUUUAUCAGAAUUGACGGUGUUCAUGGGGUCUACAAUCGCGGCCACCAACUAUCGCCUGAACCUUUACGUUCACACCAUUUUUGUCGCUAUCUCGAUGUUCUCCUCACAGUCUAGGUCACAGGCCACCAGAAGCACCUUUCGGAAGCUAAUCCCUAUCAACGCUCGCCUCAAGACACUGGGAAUACCUAAUGACUAUGGACAGGUGUACAAAGCUCAAGUUAUUGAGUUAAUCAUUGGUUUUAGCUUAAUGGUCGUCAUUCAGAUCUUGGAUUAUAUCUACAUUGGUCAUGAUUAUCCUGGAAAAUUCGCUCGCAUCAGUUUCUUAACGGCUACACAUCACUGUAUAGUUUUCACUUUCAUACUUGAUAUCACCUACAACACCAGCAUAAGAUAUUUCGGCAACAGGUUCCAACGGCUGAAGACAUUUCUUGUGGAGUCGUAUUUGGAAAAUAGAGGUAAGGCUCAACUGACCCUGAAAUUAGUCCAUACAAUCUCACAUUAUAACUCCUUGGUCUUCAACGCAGCUCAAGAAAGUGCAGAAUCGAACAGACUUGCGGACAACCAGCGACUAUUGCAUAUUUCCAAAGUAGUCAGAAAAUUACAUGGAGAUCUCUGCACCACGGCCAUGGAUCUGAACCAAGUCUUCGGCCUUCAGGUUCUUCUUUCAAUCGCUUUGUCCUUCGGUAUAUUAACCGCACUUCUGUAUACAGGCUACACUUUGGCCGCGGAUUUACCGACGACUUCGAUGUUCGAGGCCGUGAUGAUUAAGACGGCAGCUGGUCUUUGGAUUGGGUUUUAUGUUGUGAAAAUAAGUAGGCUUGCAGUUGGUUGUGCAACCACAGCCAGCGAGGCCAAAAAGACCGGGGAGUUGAUUCAGGACAUUUUGGAAAUGGCGGCAGUAUACAACAGAGAUAUUCGGGAUGAGAUCAACAUUUUAUCUCUUCAGCUGAUACAAAAUCGCCUCUGCUUCACGGCCAAGGGAUUUUUUACUUUGGAUUAUGCAUUGCUUACUAAGGCUACCAGAAGCACGUUUCGCAAGAUAAUCACUAUCAACGCUCAGCUCAAGUUACUGGGAAUACCGUGUGACUACGAUCUAGUGUACAAAGCUCAAGUCAUUGAGCUGAUAAUUGGUUUCACCUACAUGACCGUCCUCCAGAUCGUCGAUUUUCUCUUUGUCGGUCUCGAUUACCCCAGCGAGUUUGCCCGUACUAGUUUCCUGGUGGCUACACAUCAUCAUAUGUUCUUCACUUUCGUACUUGAUUUCACCUACAACACCAGCAUCAGAUACUUUUGUAACAGAUUCCGGCGCUUGAAUUUACUUCUUGUGGAACUGGAAUUACGAAGUAAGGGCACAAUAGAACCCACCAAAGAAUCUGUCAGUAGAUUUCUGCGCUAUAACUCCUUGGCUUCUAAGGAAAUUCAAGAAAGUGCAGUAUCGGACAGACUCAUGGAUAACGAGCGGCUACUGCAUAUCACCACAGUAAUAAGAAAAUUACACGGAGAUCUCUGCACAACGGCGAUGGAACUGAGCCGAGUCUUCGGCUUUCAGGUUUUACUUUCAAUCGGAUUGUCUUUCGGUGUAUCAAUAGCACUUCUAUACACAGGUUACACGUUGGCCGCGGACUCACCAACGACUUCGUUGCUCAACGACGUGAUGUUAAAGAUUACAGCUGUAUUGUGGAUUGGAUUUUAUAUAGUGAAAAUUACUUGGCUUGUAAUUGGUUGCGCAGCUACUACUCGCGAGGCCAAAAAAACUGGGGGAUUGAUCCAGAACAUUCUAGAAUCAGCGGCAAUGUACAAUAAGGAUAUUCGUGACGAGAUCAACAUUCUAACUCUUCAGCUGAUACAAAAUCCUUUGUGCUUUACUGCCCAGGGAUUUUUCACUUUGGAUUAUACGCUGAUUUCGAAGGCACUGGGCUUUGGUGGCUGGUGCCUAGUGAUCCGAAAGCCACAGGACACUGGAGAAACUCUUGACACUGAAAGGUACCACUGUGAUAAUGUCCGUUGGCAAUGGCUACUCGUCGAAGCAGCAGCCUAGGAUGGGUCGCGUCUGUCCAUCAUCGACCAUCCGCGGCUCCCCCACCCUUGGAUCCUCACAAGCAAAUUCAAGACAUAAACAGCCAGGUCGCCCAGUUCCGGGACUUGUUAAUUAACAUUGGUCAACCACGCGACAGUCCCGAACUUCGCGAAAAGAUCCGGAAGCUUCGUCGAAG
This is a messenger RNA of Diprion similis, 2389 nucleotides long. RefSeq lists its product as uncharacterized. Gene Ontology annotation, biological process: sensory perception of taste. The record is from RefSeq and is a predicted model, not a curated record. NCBI's taxonomy places the organism in Eukaryota, Metazoa, Arthropoda, Insecta, Hymenoptera, Diprionidae. Gene Ontology annotation, cellular component: dendrite; membrane; axon. The coding region runs from base 1 to 2214 and encodes 737 amino acids. The transcript is spliced from 13 exons.